AUGGAUGCACAGUCACCGCCAAAAAGGAUGACACGCGCCCGGGCUGCGGCAAAGUCAACUGAGCCCGCCACAAAGCCUACCCGUGUCGUGACGGCUGCCGCCAAGGCCAAGACGGCCCGCAGCGCAUCCACCAUCACCACUGGCACCGCGAGAACGACCCUCAAGAGGAAGAGCCCGUCUGACGACGACGACAACCACGAGAUGCAGCCGGCCAGGAAGAUGACCGUUACAGACGCAAAACCUGCCCGGGGUCGUGGCCGGCCGAAGAAGGUUGUCGUCGAGGAUCCUGCACCAGAGUCGGAACAGGAACCAGCACCUGCAACAACCGCGAGGACGCGUGGGAGACCCAAGAAGGUCACGGAAGCCCCUGUCGAGGAGCCCGUGAAGGCUACCAAGGCAACCCGUACCAAGAAGGCCGCAGAGGACACCAAGACUCCCGUCACUGAACCCAUCAAGAAGACUACCCGUGGCCGACCGGCAGGCACAACAAUGACAACAACCACGAAGGCACCGGCAAAGUCAACUGUGAGGAAGACAGUCAAGUUUGAGGAACCGGAGAAGGAAAACAUGGUGCCGGCUACGGCCGCGACACGGAAGGCUUCAACCAAGGCCUCAGCGCCUGCGCCCACUGCUGGGCUGCGCGGAAAGCCGGUUCGUAAAGGAGCUUCUGCCACAGCCACCCGGGCCGCCCGCAGCACCCGAGGAACCGCCGGCUCCGACGAACCAAGUGACAAGACGGAGCAGCCGAUGCCGCUGAGCCCUAAGAAGGUCAACCAGUUGACGGUGAACCGCGUUGAAUCUGAUGAUGAACUCGGCAUGGACGAGAAGAUCCCGGUUCGGCGCUUCAAAAAGCUCCCCGUCAAGCUGUCCACUGGCAACGGCAAGCCGGCAAAGGCCCCGGCCCUCGUGCUGGGAGAGAAUGACGAAAAUGCGAUUGAGAUCAACCGGCCCGAAACGGAGGUCAACCAUAUGCUUGCCACCCCCGCCAAACGCAUGCCGGCGUCUCCCUGGAAGGGCAGCAUUCAAUCGCCAGCGAAGCGCGUCGAGGGUCUUCUCUUCACAUCAUCGGUGCCCCAGGUCGAUGGAAAGACACCACAGGUCCCGACAAAGACAGGGCUUCUUCAGUCCCCUGCGAAGAGGCAGCCGCUCAACUUGAACCCCCUUGGAUCCGACAUCGCUUGUGGGCCGAGUACGUCUCCGGUCAAGUUAUCCUUCCUCUCCUCACCGGCAAAACGACCACCAGUCUCUCCUAUCAAGGCCCUGCCUCGCCUCAUCGAAGAGGAGGGGCCCAUGAAUCAGACCCCUGCCCCCAAACCCACUCUCCUCGCCAGCCCGUUGCCCCGUGAAGCGCUUGACGACUCUGAGGAAGCACACGGCGCCACAGAGGACGCUGGUGACGAUGAAAUUAUGCCCGAUUCGCCCACGAGGCUCAGCUUUCCAGGCAGAUUAUCGGCUGUCCUACCACGGCAUGCAGACCCGACCUUGACACCAUCUGUGCCGGCAACGCCUGAAAUGGUGCCACAACUCGAUGUCCAAGAAGGUUCCGUUGAGGAUGCCGUUGAAGAUGCCGUUGAGGACGCCGUUGAGGACGCCGUCAAGGAAGAAAAUGAAUUCGAAGGCUCGGAAGAGCCUAUGGUUCUGGAUGACCCUCCGGUUGAGGUUCCGUCAGAGGUAUCUGCCAGGACCACUCCUCCGGCGUCUCCCAAGGCCGUCAACCCUAUGUUUGAGCUUCGAGAAAAGGACCUUCGUCCUUACGACUCAGAUUCUGAAGAGGAGUCCCCCGUGAAGCACGGCAAGCCCACUUCUCUCUUCAACGCUUUGCCGGCCACCCCGUGCCCCCCUUCGGGAAGGCAGUUCAAGUCAAUGCAGUCGGCAAGCCGGAGCACGUCCAAGAAAACUCAAGCGGAAGAUACGCUUGGAUUUACUCCUCUUGCACAGCAGCUUAGUGGGUGGGCGGCCGGCCCCAGCCCUCUGAAAACCGGCGUACAUUCCGCCUCACCGAUCGUCUUUGCGGCAGUCGAUAGCCAAAGACACGUCGCCUCCCCUGCGCGCACAGCGGGCUCUACUCCGACAGCGCAGAACACCUUUUUCGAAGAUGAAAUGCACAUUCGACCAGAAGCCGCGGAGAUCGAAGAGGAUGCUGCCACUGAAGUCGAGGACAACGACGAGGUGAUGCUGGAAGACGUUUCAUUCACCGAAGAGGACAUGGAACUCGCGGCCGAGGCAAAUGAGAUGUCGUUGGCGGAAAAGGAACAAACCAGUCACAGCAUCCAUGACCAAGACGAUUCGGUCUCGGAACCCAGUCAGGAGUAUGGCGACGAGAACGCCAUCCCCAUGGAGCCCACGCCUACCACAGGCAACUCCGUGUAUGCGCCGGCAAUCCCGCCCGUUACUCCCCAGCGCGUCAUUCGCCGCGAAGUCCACACCGUCGCAAAGGUGCCCCUUAAACCCGCAGAUGACUCCACGCCUCGCUCCAAGCCCGCGAACCGCCGCCACAGCGGUCUUCCCCCUACGAGACGGUCCGAGCGGAUAACUAGGAAUUCCGCAGCUUUUUCGUGCUCUGAGAACAAGGGGGCCGACGUUGUGCCAUUUGAGGAUGAGACCACGGAGCAGCCCGAGUCUGCUCCUAUAACACCUCAAAAGCCGGACAUCUGGUCCACGAUGGGCACUCCAGCGCGGACGCCCCGCCGAGAUCUCAACCCGGCGCUGCUCCGCGGCGCUGUGGUGUUUGUGGAUGUUCACACCAGCGAGAGCGCCGACGCCAGCAGUGUCUUUGUGGAUCUGUUGACGCAGAUGGGUGCUCGUUGCGUCAAAACGUGGUCGUGGAACCCCAAUAGCUCGUCAGAUGCCGGCGCGGAUUCGAGGGUGGGCAUCACCCAUGUGGUUUUCAAAGAUGGCGGCAAGCGCACGAUGGAGAAGGUGCGCGAGAGUCGCGGGUUGGUGCAGUGUGUGGGUGUCACCUGGGUCUUGGAUUGCGAGCGCGACAACCAGUGGCUCGAAGAAGCACCUUAUUAUAUCGACACUUCGUUCGUCCCACGCGGCGGCGCCCGCCGGCGCAAGAGCAUGGAGCCACGAGCGAUUUCGAACCUCAACGGCAAACCGCGCAACAGCCGCGGCUCGCAAGCUACACACCGCACGCCGGACAACAACCGCCGCGCCAGCGCCUUGUGGGUUCGGUCCCCCGAGAAAUCUCUCAGCAACGACGGCGAAGAUGGCAAUGCCGACGACGAGGACGAAGACACCGAGUGGGGUUCGCUCACCCCGGUGCCCAAGACCCCGGCUCCCGAGACCAUCGCGCGUUUCGCGGCCAACGUCAGCCCCGGCCCGGCCACUCCGUCCAGCGUGGGCAGUGUCGAUAGCGAUGACACAAUCGGCCUCGACGAUGAUGCUCGUGGACAGGAGAUGCUCAUGCGUACCUGCCCGCCCAAGCGCACCACCUUUGUGGAGCCGGGCCACGGUAUCCUAGGCAGGCCGAAGGACGAGAGCGUGCACAUGCGGCUGAUGGCUGCCCGCCGCAAGAGCUUGCAGUUUGCGCCCAAGGUGGGGAGCCCGCUGUCGAAGACGUGGAAGGCGUGGAACUAG
Molecule: messenger RNA, 3582 nt
Organism: Chaetomium globosum CBS 148.51
Lineage: Eukaryota; Fungi; Ascomycota; Sordariomycetes; Sordariales; Chaetomiaceae
Exons: 2
Coding region: 1-3582 (1193 amino acids)
Biological process (GO): mitotic cell cycle
Molecular function (GO): DNA binding
Source: RefSeq, a predicted model, not a curated record